UCGCCAGAACGCAUUAAACUUCCAAACUACUCCGCGCUGCUCAGUGCUUCACUCCAAUGCCGUUUGCUUGAUUCUUAAUGACCACCACCUCUUCGAAAUCUGGUCGGUCUCAUCGUCCGAAAUGCUGAAAUUUAUAUACAUGGAGAAGCCGAGAAGAAAACGGUGAAUCUUCAAAGUCUACGCCCUGUCGGCUGGGUUUAGGGUAAUGGCUCCGACGGAGUUGAAACCGCUUUUUUUGCAAUUUCUUCUGCUUCUGAUGUUGAUUUGGGUGUCCAGAAUAGGCGCCGAGGAUACUAUGUUCAACGAGUCAGGGCAUUCGGUUGUUUCCAGAAAUGAAAACCCAAAAGGUCGGUGCCCUCAUGGUUGGUUUAUUAGCCCAAACAAGACUAAGUGCUACGGUUUCAUGUCGGUCCCUAAAUCAUGGAAUGAAUCAGAGAGCCAAUGUAACGAGUAUGGUGGGAACUUAGCAGCACUGAUAACAUAUCAGGAGUUUAGCUUUGCGCAAAAUCUGUGUAAUGGAACUCUUGGUGGCUGUUGGGUUGGUGGCCGAGCGUUCAACUCCUCGAAUGAUUUUGUUUGGAAGUGGUCAGAUAAUGUUUCAAAAUGGAACGAUUCCAUGUUUCCCAGCUCAGCUUUGCAAUCUAAUUGCAAAAAUGUCUCGUGCCGCGCGAAUGAUUCAGUAGAAACAUGUACUUCGAUAUCUGGUGGAUUGGCAACACCGUUACUUAAGGAUGAGAAAUGCAACAGUUCUCACCCUUACAUAUGCAUGAUAGAUCUAGAUGGUAGAUGCCAUCACAUGCAAUGCCACAAGGAGUAUCUAGUCAUACUAGCUGUUGUGAGUGGGUUGAUAGUUUGCACGACGUUAGCUGUGGUGGUUUGGCUUCUUGCCUACAAGAGGAGCAAAAAGCGGAGAAGGUCUCGAAAGCCAUCGAAUACUGCAGCUUCUGCAUUGGUACCACCUUCAUGGAAGGUGUUUACCAAAGAAGAGCUAAGAUCGAUUACUAAAAACUUCAGUGAGGGAAACCGUCUUCUUGGAGACACGAAAACAGGUGGUACAUACAGUGGCCUUUUACCUGAUGGUUCAAGAGUUGCAAUUAAAAGGUUAAAGAAGUCCAGCUUUCAGAGGAAAAAGGAGUUCCAUUCUGAAAUUGCAAGAGUUGCUAAACUUCGUCAUCCGAAUUUGGUUGCCCUGAAAGGAUGCUGCUAUGACCACGGUGACCGCUACAUUGUUUAUGAAUUCAUUGUUAAUGGUCCCUUAGAUAGAUGGCUUUACCAUGUCCCAAGAGGUGGUCGAAGCUUAGAUUGGACCAUGCGAAUGAAAGUCGCCACGACUCUUGCCCAAGGGAUUGCGUUCCUUCACGACAAGGUCAAGCCACACGUGGUACAUCGUGAUAUCCGAGCCAGUAAUGUACUUCUCGAUGAAGAUUUUGGAGCACAUCUGAUGGGAGUUGGCCUGUCGAAGUUGGUUGCAUAUGAAGUGAUGCAUGAGAGGACUGUGAUGGCAGGGGGAACCUAUGGUUACCUUGCUCCCGAAUUUGUCUACAGAAAUGAGCUAACGACAAAGAGCGAUGUCUAUAGUUUUGGGGUGCUGUUGCUUGAAGUUGUGACGGGUCGAAGGCCUGCACAGGCAGUUGAUUCUGUUGGUUGGCAGAGCAUUUUCGAAUGGGCGACGCCCCUCGUGCAGGCUCACCGUUACCUAGAUCUCUUGGAUCCUCAUAUCACAGCCACAUCUACUUCUGAAAUUCCGGAGGCUGGUGUUGUUCAGAAGGUGGUGGACCUUGUGUAUGCUUGCACACAGCACGUCCCAUCCAUGCGCCCUAGAAUGUCGCAUGUUGUUCAUCAGUUGCAACAAUUGGCACCCUCACCUCUCACUAUGAAGUAAAACCAUCCAUCUGAUUUCAAGUUUCCUAUUGCAAAACUCCAACUUGGAAAGAAGCCAGUUAGUUUAGGACAGGACCCCUAGUAGCUAGCUAUAUUUAACCCAAUUUCUGAGUAGUUUAGAGCAUGUUCAGAAGUGUACGAGUCAAAAUCGUGUUCGGUAAUGCCUCUUAACCCUAGUCCCCUGCGUCCACAAUGGCACGACCGCACUCCACAUGGUCAAACUGUUGUGCAGUUCGAUCUGUAAUGGUGUAAUAAACACAGUUAUUUAACAUAGAUUAACAACUUCUAUUAA
Messenger RNA from Cucurbita pepo subsp. pepo (vegetable marrow), 2173 nucleotides. Its product is annotated as C-type lectin receptor-like tyrosine-protein kinase At1g52310. Gene Ontology annotation, biological process: protein phosphorylation. The record is from RefSeq and is a predicted model, not a curated record. Gene Ontology annotation, molecular function: protein tyrosine kinase activity; ATP binding. NCBI's taxonomy places the organism in Eukaryota, Viridiplantae, Streptophyta, Magnoliopsida, Cucurbitales, Cucurbitaceae.